CGUUCAUUCAUGACAGAGACUUCAGUGUGGCAUGACCCAGGAGAGAGAAGGUUAUCUUAUAAAUACACAUCCUGAGUUGACCAGAUAUCCUGACCAGAGAGACAGAGGUGACGGCUGCCCUGUAACCAUGACGCCAUUGUUUGCCCUCAUCUUGCCUCUCCUCCUCCUCCUCCCCCUCGUCAGUACCCAGGUACCCCACUGGGGGCCUUGUCCGGAACCAGCCGUCCAGCCCGCCUUCAGCAUAAAAAAGUUCAUGGGUAGAUGGUUUGAAAUCGCCAAACUGCCUGCCCAGUUUGAGAAGGGGAGGUGCAUCGAGACCAACUUCUCCAUGAAGGCUGAUCAGACCAUUAGAGUGGUCAGCUCUGAAAUGUUAAAGGGAGAGCUAAGGACUAUCGAGGGGACAGGAGUCACGGAGGACUUGAAGAACCCAGCCAAGUUAGGCAUCAGCUACUCUUAUGUCCUCCCCUACUCGCCUUACUGGGUCAUCUCCACCGACUAUGAGAACUCAGCUCUAGUCUAUUCCUGCACCGAUGUCCUGCGUCUGUUCCACAUGGACUUUGCCUGGAUCCUGGGGCGCACACGCACCCUCCCUGCCGCCACCGUCGACAAAGCCAGGGAGAUCUUCACAAGCAGCAACAUUGACGUUAGCCGGAUGGUCGCCAGCAGGCAGCAGGGCUGUGAUAAGACCCUCUGAGAGAUUGAAUACAAUUGGAUAGAGUAGAACUUCAUAGAAUUUUCCCACAGGGACAUUUGGUUUGCAACAACAUAGUAUGCAAAAGAGAUGUUGAUGGAAAAAAGUAAUAUAGUUUCCCUCAUCUGUAUAAUAACAUGUUAGCUCGGCAAACUUCAGUGACAUUCCAUUCAUUAUUCAGAGGAAU
Coregonus clupeaformis (lake whitefish) is the source of this 878-nucleotide messenger RNA. It is a transcript of the gene apoda.1, whose product is annotated as apolipoprotein Da, duplicate 1. The record is from RefSeq and is a predicted model, not a curated record. The transcript is spliced from 5 exons. Gene Ontology annotation, molecular function: lipid binding. Gene Ontology annotation, biological process: brain development; tissue regeneration; lipid transport. NCBI's taxonomy places the organism in Eukaryota, Metazoa, Chordata, Actinopteri, Salmoniformes, Salmonidae. The coding region runs from base 32 to 694 and encodes 220 amino acids.